This is a messenger RNA of Podarcis lilfordi (Lilford's wall lizard), 11037 nucleotides long. The record is from the annotation of a GenBank genome assembly. NCBI's taxonomy places the organism in Eukaryota, Metazoa, Chordata, Lepidosauria, Squamata, Lacertidae.
GCAUGGAAAGGUUUCCGGCGAGGCCAAGCGGCGCGGCGCCGAAGGUUCCGCCCAAGGGGCAGCGUGGAUCGGGAGAGCAGCUGGGAAGGUUUGGGUGACAUUUUCUCCUACCAUGAACGAAGCAGGUAAGGCAGUGAGUGUUGCGCGCUGCAGCUGGUCAAUUAUUAUUAUUAUUAUUAUUAUUAUUAUUAUUAUUACCGUUGUUGUUUCGGUUUUCUAGAGUAGGUCCCCAACUCUGUCAUCAAAACAGCAACAAAAGGAGAUUCCCAUCAGUGGCCAAAUAAAUUUCUAUUUUAUAUAUGUGCGUGUUAGAUGGAAACAGAAUAAUAUUAAAUUGUUUACUGUCAGAUAUAAACCCAUGUUGGUGUUAGCAACAACCACCGCGUGUGAAAAUGGCCACUGUUGGUACUGUAAUUACCUUGUUCGUGCUUUUAUCAGUUCCACAAACACACACCUGCAUCUCGGGACAACAUCUCUUGAAGAGUAUAUAGACCACAAAAGUUCGCAAAAGCCAUAAUAAGUGUGUUAACCUUUAUGGUGUCACAAGGCUCCCACCUCAUAAAUGUUAUGAUUCUGCAGUAAAUGCAGCUUCCGGAUCAAGCCCGAAGGAAGCCCCAUACUGUCUUUUAACCAGAUCAGAAUGCUGGUCUUGCUCGUUGAUCCUUUUGACUGUAGAUUCUGAGGAUUGAAUCUGGAACCUUUUUCAUAAGAUGCAGGGGUUCUGCUGCAUAGCUACCUUCUUGUAAAAUGUUGUGUCGAUUAUCAUAAUUAUUGGAUCUCUUAAUAAAAGCAACCGUGACUGUUUGUGGAGAUUCCAAAGCUGACCAUUUAAACUACCAUUGCAAUGAAUUUGUAAUAACUGAAAGCACAGCUAGUUUGUGAAGUGUAAAAGCAGAACCUCAGUGACUCUCCCCUUUCUCCAUCCUUCCCCAUAUCUUCUUUUCAGAGCUGGUUGAAGCUUUUAAAACCAAGAUUACACAGGAGCCAGAUGUUGCCUCUGCUGUGGCAGCCAUCAAUGUCUUGUUGGAGUUCUUGAAGAGGGACAAAGGCACGUAAGGGAAUCCGAUUGGGUGGGCUGAGCUGUGGAGCUACCAGUUUGCACCUGGUUUUCCGGGAACUUUUGAUUUAUAGUAAAACUUGCUGCCACCUUGCUGAGUUCAAGGUGCUGGUUUUGGUGUAUAAAGCCUUAUACAGCUUGCAGCCAGGAUACCUGAAUACCCCUUAUAUACCCAGUCAGCCAUUGUGUUCUGCUGGUGAGAGCCUCUUGCAGACGCCAUCUCAUUAGGAGGCUUGUUCUACAGAAUGUAGGAAUCAGGCCUUUUAGUAUUGUGGUUCCUUCCCUUUGGAAUUCCCUCCCUUUAAUAUUAGACAUGUGCUGUCUCUGUUCAGUACCUACUGAAGACGUCCUCUUUCAACAAGUUUUUUAAUUGGAGUUCUUGUUCCAGUGUGCAUCUGUACUGGAAUUGUUUUUAAUAUGCUUUAAAUAUGUCUUUCAUUCUUUAUCACUUGUUAUUUGCUGCCCUGGGAGGAAGGGCUGGAUAUAAACUUAACAAAUAAGUAGAUCCUGUAAGCUAUAAGUCUGCGCACCCCUGGACAAUGCUGUCAUUGGGCCUUUAGUAGCUUACUCUCUCCCUCUUUCUGUCAAGGUGAGACAAUUCAAGGGUUGAGAGCAAACCUCAAACAUGCAAUAGAAAUUCUCUCUGGUGUUGACUCUUCAGUUGCUGUCUCUUCUGGGGGAGAGCUCUUCUUAAGAUUCAUCAGCCUCACGUCUUUGGAGAAUCCAGUAAGUUUCACUUAGCUUUUCAUAAAGGGUGGCAACUGUUUGAUAGUAGUCUUCUUUACACCAUUGCUGGUUUUUAGAUGAAGGCAAUACAGAGCAGGACCACAAGAGCUGCAAUGAAACACGUUUACCUUGAGUUCUCAGGGACUGCCUCUCCCCAUAUGAACUGACCCAGACCCUGCAAUCAUCAUCUGAGGCCCUUAUUUCUGUGCCACCUCCACGAGAGGUCCAGAGGGCAGCAACACAAGAACAGGCCUUUCCUGCGGUGACUCCACGUUUGUGGAAUGCACUCCCUAGGGAGGCUCACUUGGCACCUUGGUUACAUAUCUUUAGGAACCAGGUGAAAACUUUCCUCUUUCCCAGGCCUUUGGCUAAUUGAGCAAUGUUUGGCCUUUUAAACUCUGGCGGGUAUUGUUUUUGUUUGUUCCUAUGUUACGUAUUUUUGUGAUUUUACAUUGUAAACUGCCCUGUGAUCCUUGGAUGAAAGGCAGUAUAGAAAUUAAAUAAAUACAUAGUUACUUCUUUGCUAUGAUCUGGAACCAGUUUUAAAUAUCAGGGACCAGCGCUGGAACAAAUCAUGUGCUGGUAACAGUGAAAGAGGACUCUGUAGCAUUUGCAAAGUUUGUAUAUCACUCUGUGCACCUCAGAAGACUCAGAGGAUGUCUUUAGCACUUUUUCUGUCUCUCUCUUUUUUUAAAAAAGCUAAGCCAGUCUUGUAAAUAAGCCUAUAGAAGCUACUAGCCUGCACCAAACAAAAAAAACAGCAGAGAGCUGACAGGAGGAGAAUAAAUAAAUCAAGUUAAUAAUAAAUUUCUGUGCUGGUUGUAGAGGGAUGAUGGGAUCCUUCCUUCUUCUGCUAGCUGGCUCAGUAUCUUGCAUACAUGCAAUUCCUUAUCACCUGUGGCUACCAAGCAGUUGCUUAUAAACAAAGUUGUGCUAAGCGUGAUACCCAGGGCAUGCUCUAGUUUAUUUCACUAGUUAUUUUUUCUUUCUUUUUCCAACUGAUAUAAUUAUAGAAACAGUACAAAUUACAUAAUGCAUAUCUAGACAUGUUAAACAUUUCACUUUGAAAUUAUACAGAAUAAGAAACUAUAUUGUUGUGCUAUCUUACAUAUAACAGUAAAGUGCUAAUAUGGAUUAUUAUGUGCUGCUUUUUCCAGGACUAUUCCAAAUGCAAAGAUACCAUGAUUCAGCGAGGGAAGCUUUUCCUCGCUCGAACCUCUAAUUCAAGGAGCAAAAUUGCCGAACUUUGCCACACUUUUGUCAAAGAUGGUGGGGUAAGUGAGCUUGGGUCAUAUUAGGGCAAAGAAAUAGAGUGAAAUGUCUUGUGCGUAUCCCACAGAUGCUCCAUGUGUGCAGAAACUGAUUCUGGGCAGAAAACAUUGUAUCCUAUGAAUCUCUGAGCUAAGCCAGACAUGGAAUCAUAGAAUGGAAAAGACCUUGGAGGUCUUCCAGCCCUGCCUCCCACUCAGGGAAGCAUCUGCAAUGCGGGAUGCAACUUUGCUAUAUAACUAGCCAGACUAACUAACCAUCCAGCCUCUGCUUUAAACUCUCCCAACGAAGGAGAGAGUCCACCUCCUCCUGAGGUUGUCUGUUCCACCGUCAAACAGCUCUUAAUGUCAGAAAGUUCCUUCAUUGCCAGGGGGUUGGACUAGAUGAUCCUUGGGGUCCCUUCCAACUCUACGAUAAUAUGAUUCUGUGACAGUGACUCUUCACAGGGUUGGCGCCAGAGGCUGGGCAUUUGCCAGGGCCCCAAGGCCAGAAGAGGGUCCACUGCCCUAGCAUAAGCUGUUUUGUCACAGAGCCCAUUCCCAAGUUUUGCAUUCAUGGCUGAUGGCCGUCUGUCCUGGAUGCUUUAGUUGAGAUUCCUGCGUUGCAGGGGGUUGGACUAGAUGAUCCUCAGGAUCCCUUCCAACCUCAUGGGUGUUAAUAUAGCCUGGACAGAAUCUCAAGUGGAUUUCCGUGGCACGCAAUAAACUGAAGAAUCCUGUGCCUUGCCUCCUCAGAGAAUCUUAACUCAUGCUUACUCCAAAGUGGUCCUGCGAGUGUUAGAAGCCGCCGUGGAAGCAAAGAAACGUUUCAGUGUCUAUAUCACGGAAUCGCAGCCUGAUCAAGCCGGGCAAGUAGAUGGGACUCCUCUUUUCUUUAUUUUAGGGGCACGAGGCUCUGUGCAAACAGAGGAAGCCGUUUGCUAUCUGUCUUUAUCUGGAAAGGUUUACCCCCCUUCUGCACACUGAACUUGGAAGUAAGUCCCAUUGAACACGGUGGGACAUAUUUCUGAACAAGCACGCAGCAGAUCAGUCUGCAAAUUCAGCAGCUGGUAAAUCACUUUGAUUUAAGAGCAGCCCAAGAAUCAACAGGUUUUGGUGAAUGGAUCUGCCAACUUUGUUUAGGUUGGGCUUUUGCCGCAUGUCCCAUGUUUUAAAUCCCCCUUUCCUCCCAGGAAAUCAGAAUAGUAUACAAGGUUUUAUUUCCUCCACUCCCCAGAAUUUUCUGCCCACAACCACCAUGGGAGGUAAGGUAGGCUGAGAGAUGGUGAUUGGGUCAAAGACCUCACAGUGAGCCACAUGGUGAGUGGAGAUUUGAACCCGGGCCUCUGUGAUUACAGUCCAACACUCUACCGUAGUCUUCCCCAACGUGGUGCCCUCCAGGUGUUGGACUAAACUCUGAUCAUUCCUAGCAAUUGGAGGUUGAUGGAAGUUGGAUUCCUACAACAGCUUGGAGAACCACCUUGGGAAAGCCUGCUCUAACCACUACACAGCACUGCCUCUUUUCCCCUUACUAUUCUGCAUGAACUAGAGGAUUGGAGGGGGGGUGGAGAAGAGCCACCUUGCUUUGUGCCAGGCUACAGUGAAGGGAAGAACUAGUGGGAAAGCAGCCAGAGGGCUUGAGGGAGGAGUAUGUUUCACUUUGUGGAAAGGUUUCUCUGCAAAUCUCAAAAGACUUGUGGAAGGAGAUGUCACCAUUGGUGACCAGGGGAAUAAAUUUGUGGAACUCCAUAGUUUUUUUAAUCUCCAGUGGCACAAUGUGAAGCAUGUCACUUAGAAAUAAACCCCUCUGAGUUCAUUGGGACCUGCUCUCUGGUAAAUUUAAGGUAAAGGGACCCCUGACCAUUAGGUCCAGUCGUGGCUGACUCUGGGGUUGCGGCGCUCAUCUCGCUUUAUUGGCCGAGGGAGCUGGCGUACAGCUUCCGGGUCAUGUGGUCAGCAUGACUAAGCCGCUUCUGGCGAACCAGAGCAGCGCACGGAAACGCCGUUUACCUUCCUGCCAGAGUGGUACCUAUUUAUCUACUUGCACUUUGACGUGCUUUCGAACUGCUAUGUUGGCAGGAGCAGGGACCGAGCAACGGGAGCUCACCCCAUUGCGGGGAUUCGAACCACCGACCUUCUAAUUGGCAAGUCCUAGGCUAUGUGGUUUAGACCACAUCACCACCCACGUCCCUCUGGUAAAUUUGCUUAGACCUGAUUUCUUGAAACAACAUCCUCAGUGCAAAAGGAGGGGUAGGAGUUGCUGAUGAUGAGAAGAAAAAGCAAUUCUAUACCAGGAGCUCAUUUGCAAGAGAGAGAGAGAUUCUGUUAAUUUUUAGAACACUGUUUUGAACAAAAAACUAUUAAUUUAAAAAAAACUAUUAACAAUUACACAGGCAGAAGAUGGCAAAGGCACUCAGUAAACUUGGCAUUCCUGUGACCAUCAUCCUGGAUGCUGCCGUUGGGUAAGUCUGUGUGGCUGGUUCUGCAGCUGGGCUUUUGAAAGGCAGUUGGACAUAGUGACCUGCUGUGAGCGCUGCAGAGGAAGAGAACCUGCUGCAUCCUGGUGUUUAAAGGGCUGGUUCUUGCACUAGUAAGCCAAGGUUGUUGGCCAUAGCGCAGUGCGAGAGCGUUUGCCUUGGGUGCAGAAGGUCCAAGGUUCAGUCCCCAGAGAUUCCAGGUGGGGGUUGGAGAGAGCCCUGCCUGAAACCCUGGAGAGCUGCUGCCAGUCUGUGUAGACAGUACUGUGCUAGAUGGACUACUGGUGGGACUCGGUAUAAGGCAGCUUCCUGUGUCCCCCUCCUUUCUCUUUGGCUGUUUCACAGCUAGUCUUGUGUUUCUCUCCCAAGUGUAAAACAAGUGGCAAGGGGAGGGUAAUAAUAAUAAUAACAAUAAUAAUAAUAAUAACAAUAAAAUAAAAUAAAAAUUUUAUUUCUAUCCCGCCCUCCCCAGCCAAAGCCGGGCUCAGGGCGGCUAACAACAAUAAAAUAGUACAACAUACCAAAAUCAUUCAUUAUAAAAUUAACUCAAAUCAAACUAAUGGCAGCCACUGGGCCAGAGCUCUGCGAAGAUUGCCAAAGGAGGGGGUCAGACUGUGCCUUGGCCAAAGGCCUGGUGGAACAUCUCUGUCUUGCAGGCCCUGCAGAAAGAUGUCAAGUCCCACAGGGCCCUAGUCUCUUGUGACAGAGCGUUCCACCAGAUCGGAGCCACAGCCGAAAAAGCCCUGGCUCUAGUUGAGGCCAGCCUAACCUCUCUGUGGCCUGGGACCUUCAAGAUGUUUUUGUUUGAAGACCGUAAGUUCCUCCGUGGGACAUACCAGGAGAGGCGGUCCCAUAGGUACGAGGGUCCUAGGCUGUAUAGGGCUUUAAAGGUUAAAACCAGCACCUUAAACCUGAUCCUGUACUCCACCGGGAGCCAGUGCAGCUGGUAUAGCACCGGGUGAAUGUGAUCUCGCAGCGAGGACCCCAUAAGGUAUAGCUGAAAGCGUAACAGGAAUGGCUCUGUGCAUCACAAUGGCCCCACCCCAAAUAACUCCUUGGAUGGAACAGGAAUUGAGUUGUUUUUAUUCCUUCUGAACAGCUACAUCAUGGAGAAGGUGGACCUGGUGAUAGUUGGCGCUGAAGGAGUGGUAGAAAAUGGAGGAAUUAUUAACAAGGUAAAGUGUGAGUCUGCCCAGGUUUUUCGUGGCUCCCUAAACAGUUUAGGAAAUAUUUGUUUUUCCAGAGCUGUCCUGCUAGAUCCGAACAAAAGUCCCGUCUUCUCCAACGUCCUGCUUUCUUCCAUUGGUUAGCCAGAUUAUUUAAGGAAGAAGUUUGGAAGCAGCAGAAGAAAGUGCUUGUCGUUCCUUAGUUUUUUCCCUCCAACACACACGAAAAAAGACUUUAAAAAUCCUAGUCAGCUUUCCUUUGUAAAAACUUAUUUGAUUCCAUCCCCUCUCUUUCUUCCCAACUGUCCCAAAUAAAUGUUAGAAUUCUGCAGCCUGUAUAUAUUGUUCAAAAUAAAUAAGUAGCAUUGCCUAUUUACUUAUAUGGGGGAUAAUUGUACAUAAUUUAUUCUAAUUUUGCUAGUCAUGGGGAGCAGCAUAAAACUACAUAGAGCAGAAGUGUUGACCAGUGGAAAACUUGUUUAGCUGCUCCUCUGUCAUCUUUACAACCAUAAGGGCCAGAAACUUGUUUUUUAAAAUAAAAUAGAAUAGAAAGCUAGAAUGUGGACCCACACACCCAUGUACAUAUGAAUGUUCUGGCUUCUGUGGAAUCCUAUCAUACAUGCAUAGCAUAAGGCAUGCUUAUGUGUGAACAUACCCUUUUUCUCAAAGGUUUUGAGACCUGAAUCUAGGGAGUUGCUUAUUUUUCUUGCAGGUAUAAUACAGGAUACAGUUAAGCGCUUUGAAGUUCUACUGAUUUUCAGUGAGAGAGGGAAACAUGUACUUUAUAGCGCAAACCUAGGCAUGUCAACUCAGGAGGAAAUCCCUUUAUUUCACAGUAGCGUAGUACGUUUAAAAUUGUAGCUUACUUACGUGGGAACCUGAUUAAACUCAAUGGGGUUUUCUUCUGAGUAGACAUGUAUAUAGGACUGCACUCUAAAUCUCUCCAACAAGACUUCACUGUGCUCGGCUUUGACAGAAUCUUACCCUUGGGGUUCCUUUUGUAUCAUAAAGCAAGGGGUGUUUGGUUCCUCAUCAUAACCUGUUGGGUGUAGUGAAGGGUUAACCUUCUGUGUCUCGAGGCUGAGAGGAGGCGCUUACAAGGGAAGUAAGCCAGGACGUGACGAAAGCAGCUUGGAAUGUUGUGAGCUGAGUGAAAAGUGAAAGCAGUUUUGCUACGCAGCUGCAAACAGAGGGAUAAGAUGCAGCUUGAAUCAGAUGGAAUUUCUCGCUUGUAAAUAUGCUACUUUUGAGCAAAUAAAGUGAUAUUAGGACAGAAGAGGCGUGUGGGACUUCUUUUACUGCCCUUUCAACACGGACGCUGUGCAAUUCUGCUAAUUGCUUUACGACCUGCAGAGGCGUGCCGGGGAAGCGUGCCGGAUGCCGAACAAUAAAGCAAUAAAUCUACCUAACAUAACCUGAGAACAUUUCUCUCCCCCCCCCCCCAUGGCCUUUUCAGAUUGGCACAAACCAAAUGGCUGUGUGUGCCAAAGCUCAGAACAAGCCCUUCUACGUGGUGGCUGAGAGCUUCAAGUUUGUGAGACUCUUCCCUCUGAACCAACAGGAUGUCCCAGAUAAAUUUAAGGUAAAGGAAAACUAACUUUGCUUCCUGGUUAUCUGCAUUCAAAACACUGUAGCCUGCAAUGGGGUGGAAACCUCUGAGGAAUUUAAUGUCCGAUCUUGGAAGUAAACCAGUAUAAGGGGCAGCCAUCCAGGGAUUUGGGGCACUGAGGUGCAUUUGUCGCCUUCAUUCUCAACUUCCAGAAUGAAUUUGAAAACAUUAAUGUUUACUCAGGCAUUUAGGGUCUGAAGAAUCCUGUUCCUGGCAACCCUGAAGGUGUCAGAUGAAGUGUUGUUUUUAAUGGUCACUGCUUUUAGAUGUUUUUAAUUGUAAUAGUUUUUCUAAUGUUUAAGCUGCUUUGUUUUUGAAUUGUGGGUGGGUGUGCCACCCUGGACUAAUUCAGGAGGAAGGGCAGGAUGUGCAUUCAAUGGAGAAAUAAAUGAUGGGUGGGAGACACCCAGUUCUUGUCUCUCCAUGGCAUCUGAAUUGGGUGAAGCUGUGCAAGACUUGCCUAUUUUGGGCAGUUUUUUUGAGGAGCCACUGAUUUCGGCCACUAUUAAUAAUUUUAAUUCAGUGAUUCAUGUUACAUUUUUCUAAUAGAUUUAUCUGUUUUAUAUCUCUUUAUCUGUUUGCUUUGUUGUAAACUGCCCUGUAACUUGUGGAAAGGGCAAUGUAUAAGUUGUCAACUAAGCAGAACCCCACGUUUUAUUAUAACCAGAACUGUAGCUUGAGCUGAGGAGAGUUCUUUCAGCUAUUUAUUUCAAGCACUUUCCCCCACAUUCUUCCGCCAAAAUAGGCUCCCAGAGUAGCAUACAAAUGCUUACCAAUAAGACAGUCCCUGCCCUCAUGCUUACAAUCUAAAAGAAUGACAUAAAAGGAAAAGGGUUUGUGGGAAGCAGAAGGAAAUCAAGCUCAGGCAUUAGAUCUUAGUUGCCAAGUUCCUCAGGUCGCAAUUCAGCAAGGGACGGAGCUGGAUCCAAGCACAGGGAAAGGGCUGCUUCAUCCUCUUCCACUUGCGGUGUCGACAGCAGUGAGCUAGAUGGGUCUGACUUGGUGUAAGGUAGCUUCCCAUUGUCAGCCUGCGUUCAGACUAUGCAGCCUGGGAAUAUGUGUGUUGAAUGUUACACAUGUACAGAAUACUGUAACAGGACCCAAACCAACGGGCUCAAAUGGCAAGGAAAAGGAUUUAGGCAAAAUGUCAGGACCCUCUUGAUGGACCACUCUGUUAGACAGUGGAACAGGCUGCCUCAGUCUGAAUCAGGCUAUUAAUAAUAAUAAUAAUAAUAAUAAUAAUUUUUAUUUAUCCUCGCCCUCCCCAGCCAAGGCCAGGCUCAGGGCAGCUAACAAGCAAUAAUAAAAACAAGUUGAAUGAAUACAACUUAAAAACAAUAUUAAUACAACAUUAAAAUAUUGAAACAUUAAAAUAUUAAAAUGCAGCCUCAUCACAGGAGGAGAAAGGAAAAAGAAAAAAGAAAAGAGGGGGUGGGAAUCAAAUCAAAUACUAAUCCUUCUGUCUUAGUAUUGUCUGCAAAACUGUGAUCCAGAGUUGCAGGCAGGCAACACUCUCAGCCAGGAAAUGAACCUGGGACCUUCUGCACACGAAGCCAACACUCUGCCCCCAAGCUGCCUCCCUUCCCUCCAUUACAGCUUCUAAAGGAGGCGCUGGGUGCCUGCCUAUUAGGGACGCUGUAGUAGCCAACUUUUCUGAAUGGGCAGGUGAUUAGACCAGAUUACCUUUAGGUGCCUCUCAGCUCUGUGAUCCUGUGUUCUAAGUCAUGCUGCCAAACUCGGGUGAAAAAAGUGUCCUUUCACAGAAAAUGAUAACUCACCACUUUUUCUUAUUUCUUCCCCAGUACAAAGCUGACACGUUGAAUCAGCGUAAGGCACUUACAGAGGAGCAUCCCUGGAUCGAUUAUACCUCCCCAUCUUUGAUCACUCUGCUCUUUACAGACCUUGGGGUCCUGACCCCCUCUGCUGUUAGCGAUGAACUGAUUAAACUCUACUUGUAAAAUUGUCCACAUCUGGCGUGCCUAAGGGUGAUUAUGUUUCUCUACCAGUCUGUUAAAAAGACAAACCCUGUAAGUAAGAAGAUUGCUGGUGAUGAAUCAUUGGAUGGCUCAAUUUGAAGAACCAAGUCUCUUAAAUGGGUUGCAUGCAGAGCCCACAAUGCAGCUUGGAAAGUUAAAUUGUCAGGAACAAAUUCACAGAAGGUUCAGAUAUGUUAGAUUUUAUUUGUAAUUCAGUUUAUUACCGACCCUUCACCAUAGGUCUUCUGUUCUGGGCCAUUAUUGAGGAUUGCACACACAUGAAGGUGGUGGGUGGAUGGAAGGACCCUGAGUGGGAGGUAGGGAAGACCACCCAGGGGGAGAGGCUGGGAGAAGAAAGGAAAGCUGGGUGGGUCUACCACUUUCUGUGUGAGACAAAACACUAAGAGCUGCCUUUAAGAGAGGAAUUCGCUUUUGCUUUCUCUGUUUUUAUUUAGAUUAGUUUCUUUUAUCUUACUGUAUUAUGACAAAGCUUUAAUAAAAUACUAUUUUUUAAAAAAAUACUAAAAUUAAAUAUAUUUUUAAAAAUAUAUCUUUUAAGAAGGCAGGCUUAAGAUGAUGGAGAACAGUUGGUGGCUGAUGAUCUGAACCUCAAUUCUCUUAGAUAAGAGAAGCCAGACUUUUCAGAAGGAAUGACACAAAAUGUUUAAAGCAGACAGCCAGGGAGUGACUACUUACAGUCAAUCCCUCAGGCCAGGUAGUCUUCCUACAAGGAGCUUGGAGUUGGAUACACGAUCUCUCCCUUGUUAGCCUCAUCACAG